Messenger RNA from Sabethes cyaneus, 2856 nucleotides. RefSeq lists its product as uncharacterized. The coding region runs from base 1 to 2856 and encodes 951 amino acids. Gene Ontology annotation, cellular component: membrane. The record is from RefSeq and is a predicted model, not a curated record. The transcript is spliced from 9 exons. Lineage: Eukaryota; Metazoa; Arthropoda; Insecta; Diptera; Culicidae. Gene Ontology annotation, molecular function: glutamate-gated receptor activity.
AUGCAUAGUUCAUCGGCGGUGGCACUGUGCGGCUUGCUUGUCCUGCUGACGGUGGUGGAGGCGGGAAUUGUUUGCGGUACCAAUACAUCCUCCGGGACCGAUAACGAUUAUGAGCAAAAUGUGUCGAAAUUGAUAUUCGAUUUUAUCGAAAACUAUAAACGGUUGAAAUUUGGCCUUAUUUUUACAUGUACGCGGCAGACGCGGUUGUCAUACGGCAUUUCCAAACUGCUGAUGGAAGCCAAUAUACCGGUUCGUGUGGUGAACGUCGAUGAUUACGGCAAUGAUGACGGUGGCAAUCAAGAGGAUAGUAAUGCGAUAAUUAACGACGUAAAGUAUGCCUUGCUAAUGCGGACUCUGAUCGCCCAUCGGCAGUUUGUUGUUCUGGAUCAGUGCUGCGGCGGAGCAAACGUGGUUUUGGAACAGGCCUCGCGAUAUGAGCUUUUUAACGCAUCGUUCCAUUGGUUGAUAAUUGAUAAAAAGUUGGACAGCGACGGCACUGACAUACAGAUGUCCAUGGCUGCGGCCGAACCAGAGCUCUGGACCAGGAUGUAUCGAUUACGAGCGGAACAGGCUGCACUCCGUUGUCCGAGCUGGACCCGGCAGACAACGGACCUGCAGGCUGAUUCUGUGCUAUCCCGCUGCUGGCCGGCGAGUGCUCGAACCCAGAACGAUGGCAACAGCUUUGAGGUUGAUUAUGACAAGAAGAGCUACGACGCCGACGAUGGCGAUGUAUUUGGCCGUUUCGAAACAAUGAACAUCAGCAUCAAUGCGGAAAUAACUUUGGUGAAGCCAACUAGUGCAUCGUAUCAGACAUUCGCGCUAUUCGACAUUUGGAAUCCCGGCUACAUCAGCGGUGGCCGUUUGAAUGUUACGGUCAUGGGAAAUUAUUCGAUUUGUUCUCAGACGGGCGAGGGGCAGUUGUUGAUCCGGUUCCGCGAAAGCACCAUUGUACGCCGCCGAAACCUGGCGGGCCUCAAGCUGAAGAUAAUGACGGUAGUGACGCAGAAGCCACACGAACCAUUCGAGCAUUACCUGUCGACGCCGAAGAACACUCAUCUGGACUCGGUGCACCGGUAUAAUUUCGGGCUGAUGAGUUAUUUGAAGGAUUAUUUCAAUUUCAGCUUCAUUAUGAGACGAACGAAAAGCUGGGGUUAUCUUCGGAACGGGACAUUUGAUGGAAUGAUUGGUGCACUGGCCAGGCGGGAAGUGGAUCUCGGCGGAUCGCCGAUGUUUUUCCGCCAAGAACGCCACCGGGUGGUGAGUUAUACCACCCGAUCCUUUAUAGAACGGCCGUGCUUCAUCUUUAGACAUCCAAGGAGACAGAACACAAUGCGAAACCCGUUCCUUCUACCGUUCGAGACAGUAAUCUGGUAUUUGAUGACGAUUUGCGGUGCCAUUCUAGUUGUAGUUCUGUUCAUCAGCUUCUACUUUGAAGAUGCAGGCAUUGUUCGCAUUGGAAAAAGUUCGAUACAUGCUAACAAGUUCGAUGGGCGCUUCCGACUCACUCCUUUAAAAGUUGGAGACGACGAAAGUUAUUACGAAGAUAGUUUUCAUUUUAAGCCGACCGACGGAAAGCGUCUCCCCCUCUGCUCGGGCCCGGUUUCGCGUCAUCGCGACAUAAAGGAAAAUGCACUUUUUAAUGGCACACAUAAACAUAACAGCAGCCCGGAUCUGCAGCGGCAUCUGCUACUGGAGCGCCGUCAAUGGCGGAAGACAUUGAGCCAAAGGCACCGUUUCAAUGCACAACAUCAUCGACCAGCGGAGGCAGCAGCGGUGGCUAACGACGAAAACAGCAAUAUCGCAGCUAGGAAAGCGGAAACGAUGCAGCAAACAGCGCAGUUUGCGAAAGUCAGUCCCGCUGCCUGCAAGGCUAAACAGGAUGCACGCGAAAGUUAUUCCGCGAGCAGCAAUUAUAAAGCGGAUAAAUUAUCGAAAAGUAUUUUGCUCUUUCUCGGCGGUGUUUGUCAACAAGGGUUAUCUGAGAUUCCGCAUCUUCCCUCCGGCAAGUGCACAUCACUAUUCAUCCUGCUCUUCGGCUACCUGAUGUUUCAAUUCUAUUCGGCCAGCGUUGUGGGCUCACUACUGAUGGCUCCUGCUAAGAACAUCAAAACACUCCGGAAUUUGAUCGAUAGUCGCCUGAUAUUGGGAAUCGAAGAUAUACCGUACAGUCGGGAUUAUUUCAUUCGAACGCAGGACGAGGACUCGCUGGAGCUGUACCGUACGCGCAUCAAUUUUCUAAAUGAAAAAACACUCCAAAAUGAGUCGCACUUUCUGAAUGCCGCUGAUGGACUCGGUCUGGUCAAGGCCGGCGGAUACGCAUUUCAUGUGGCCAUUUCAGCCGGCUACAAAAUCAUUCGGGAAACUUUUAGCGAGCUGGAAGUGUGCGAGCUCGCCGAAAUUGACAUGUUCCCUCGGUCGGCCCAGUGGAUGGUGGCGAUAGUGCAGAAAAACUCCCCCUACAGGGAUGUUAUAACUUAUGGAUUACGACGGUUGAAUGAAGCCGGCAUAAUGGACCACCAGAGACACGUUUGGCAGGAACCGAAACCGAAAUGUGUGCGCAAAAUAGCGCCAACGGAUCUGAUUGUUGGCAUGGAUAGUGUUUAUUCGGCGUUUAUCCUGCUGUUCGCCGGUUCGCUCCUGUCCGCUGGCUUACUGUUGAUUGAGAUACUGCAUCACCGGCUGCUGCGGCUGCUGGAACUGCGAACCGAGCUGUGCUGGGAUUCGCGACGACGGCGGUGGCAUCAGGCUCGGCAAUGGCCACAACAACGACAACUGCUUCGACCUCAACCGGCGGGAUUCGAAAAACUUCCGCCGCAGCUUUGGGAUCGCGACCGCGUUUAUCCCUAUGCAGAUUGA